Mytilus californianus (California mussel) is the source of this 3088-nucleotide messenger RNA. RefSeq lists its product as uncharacterized. The transcript is spliced from 9 exons. Gene Ontology annotation, molecular function: urea transmembrane transporter activity. Gene Ontology annotation, biological process: urea transmembrane transport. The coding region runs from base 144 to 2408 and encodes 754 amino acids. The record is from RefSeq and is a predicted model, not a curated record. Gene Ontology annotation, cellular component: plasma membrane. NCBI's taxonomy places the organism in Eukaryota, Metazoa, Mollusca, Bivalvia, Mytilida, Mytilidae.
GACAAAUUCAUCUGAGCAGAUUGUAAUACUCUGACCAAUACCGGUGACAACUUUGUGAGAGAAAGGACGUUGAUGGCGUGAUAAAAUAGUGGUGACAUAUUUCGAUAGAGCUCAAGCCAAAAAAAGACGUCAAUAAAGGCGAAAUGGACCUCAACAAAACCACUUUGGACGCCGGCCAUGCAAACAAAAUAAAUUGUACCUACGAUGAUAUACCACCAGUUCUGGAGAAGUAUGAAACAGCUUGUCUUAUGCUGCUUGGAUUUGGAGGAAUCUCGUUGGUUCUCGCGGUAUCUUACAACUACAUCAGACGUAAUGUUUAUCACGAAGAAAAGAAUGUGGAUAGGACUUUCGACGCAGGUGGAAAAGUCAGCACUAGUUUGACGGCUGUGACAGUGGCAUCACAGCUGCUCUGGCCCGGGGAUUUGAUGCAAAGUGCAACUGUAACUUAUAAGACUGGUAUAGCAGGACCGUUUUGGUAUACAGUUGGAGCAGCCAUGAACAUAGCUGUGUUUCCUGUAAUGUCCGCGCAUCUAAAGACAAAAGCACCUGGAGCAAAAACCUAUCCCCAGAUCAUUCAAGCACGACAUGGUAAAUUGGCACAUAUUAUAUACUCCAUACAAGCACUUCUUGUAAACAUGGUCAUAAUUGCCUCUCUAGUCGUUGCUGGUACUGCGACGAUAAAAUCAGUGACGAAAGAUGCUUCAGAUGAGUUUUGCACUUUAGUCAUCGCCACUCUUUUUGGAUGUUAUUCUUUCAUCGGUGGAUUGGGAACGACGUUCUAUGUCUCAUACUUUAAUACUGUUUCUAUAUAUGUCUGCCUCACAAUCAUCAUUGUUAAUAUCUUCUAUAACUCCGACAAUGGAUAUUCAUUUGACAGUGUCUACAAUAAACUAACCAACGCAACACUAAUGAAUAAGGUAGUGGACGGGAAUUUAACAAACACGAAAAUAGUGACCGGAAUAGAAGGGAAUCUCGGGAGUAGCUAUUUCACGUUUGUAUCUGAGACAGGUUUGAUUUAUGCACUUGUUGGUUUAGUUUUGACAUCAUCCAUUACAUAUUGUGACCAGGCAUCUUGGCAAAGUAGAAUAGCAGCCAAACCCAUGCAAGGAGUGACCGGUUUCUUUCUAGCCGCUUUGAUGUGGUUUGCCAUUCCAUCAUCUAUUGCAGUAACAACUGGCAUGACUUUUUUGUCCACUGUAGAUGAGAGGGGAUGCUUUCCGCUAAGUGAGGAACAGGUCGAACAAGGUCUGGUGACACCUUUUAUUGCCAAGAAGGUCCUCGGUGACUCGGGGAGUUAUCUGAUCCUAAUAAUGGUUGGUAUGGCGCUCAUGUCGACAGGUGCAGCGGAAGUAAUGGCAGUUUCCUCGAUUAUUGUUUACGAUAUAUAUGCUGCCCAUAUCGCACCAUUUCGGAGAGAUAUGAUGUAUGGUCUAUGUAUAUUAUGUGGAAGAAUAAAGAGCGACGACGAAUCCCAUGGCAAUAGUCCCGUCAAUUCUCAUGGCUGCCAAUGCCCGGAUGCUCUGACUUGUGAACACUGCAAGGAAAAAGAAACAGAUAUUAAAUGCGAGGACGACAAAUAUGUCGUACACAGGAAAUAUCUGUGUCCGUUUCAUGGAAGAUUUAGAGUUUAUCAAGACAGACUUUUCAAUUACAAAAACUGGUGCAUAUUAUGGAUAUCGUUGGCUAUUGUUCCAUUAGGACUUGUCGUUAUAGAAACUGGUAUAGAUUUGAAUUGGGCUAUGUUGACUGGAUCAGUUUUUACGAUCCCAGGACUACCAGGAUUAGUCCUAACGAUAUUCUGGGCGAAAUCGACAUGGUUGUCAGUAAUUUUAGGAAGUUUGACAGGAUUAGUUGGGGGAUUUUCAACACUAAUAGCUAUGGCAUCACGAGAAGAAGGAGGCCUGGAUAGUUUUGUGAAAAAUACAGCAAUGCCACAUCCUGUUUUAGCCGGUGGGUGUGCAAGUUUAUUCGGUAGUCUUUUAGUCAACGUGCUUGUAUCUCUUUGUACACAUAACAUACAAAACGAAGAGGAUCGCCUACUUGAAUGGAAAAAACUACGGGCAAUUGACAAUCCGCUGCAUCCAUGGACGGAGUUCUAUAGAGAGGAUUUGCCGGAAGUUGCUGCCCAUGAAAAACCAACGAAGAAACAACUGUCUUCGAUUUUUAGACCUGCUAAGUACGUUUCUUACAUCUUUGGUGGAAUAUUUUUGUGCAUUUUUGUUUUUAUAAUACCAGCUGUAAUGACCAGUUUAAAAAUAUUUUCUUUCGAUGAUUUUCAUGUUUGGACCAUGAGCUUACAUGUAUGGUGUUUUAUUAUGGCUGCGAUCAUUGCUGUAUUAACUCCAGUUGAGGAAAUCCUUCAGAUUGUAGCCGCUUUACAAGGUGUCCAGUACGGCACAGAUGUGUAAAAUGAACUUAAAAACAUAGGUAAUGAAUACACGAAUAAAACAUGUGUAGUUAUAAGAUCGGAGAUAAAAAAAAAAUCUUCGUUUUACAACAUAAACAAACUAAACCGAAUAGAUAUUCAAUCGACACAAGACUAUGGACUGAAUGCCGAAACUAGUGCAAAUAGAAAAACACUCGAUAGAAGUUACUUUAACAAUGUUGUUACUUUAACAAUGUUUACUUUUGAAGGACACUUUAAUGUACUUGGUGAAUUAUCUUAAUCAUUUUAGGAAAUAAAAACUCAAUGUAAGGUUAAUUUAUACACAUUUUGUUUGUGAAAAAUGAAAUACAACAGAUUACGAACCAAUAAGAAAAAAUAUCAAUGGUAUAUUUAAAGUUUUCUCUCUAGAAUUAAAUGAAUAGCCAGUUCAUAUUAUAAAGUCGACUUAAAAAUAACAGAAUGACCACUAGUAUUCCAAACAUUUAUAAUCGAGAGUAUGAAAAGUGAAGAUAAAAAUCGAAAAAUACGAUCAUGGCUGUUUCAUGGCUUGCAACAGCAUUUUUCAAAAUAAAACGACUUGAUAGUCUAUCAUUAUAUUCGUUCCGGUUGAUUGUACACAAUAAUGUGUUUAGAAGUAGAUGUAUUUAUAUAAAUGUUGUGAUAGCAAAUACUUUUUUCUUAAUAAAUCGAAUUCAAAAUUUC